AUGGCUUAUGCUGCCGUGAUUUCUCUCCGGCAAACGAUAGACCGCCUUCUAAACUCUCCCCACAUCUCGAUUCUUCCUCCUUUUACAGAGUUCAUAGAUUUCGAAACCUUAAAAGAACAAGAACAAAGAAUGGAUAGCAGCACAAGAUCGUUGUCUGAAGUUCUUCACGAGAUGCUGGGUGUGGACAGCAGCCAUGAAAGAGGAUCCCGAAAGAAGUUCUUACCGGAAAUCCUCGAAUUCGAUUCUCUACAAGAAUGUCUUCGAAGAUUGGAUGACAGCACCAGCAGCAGCACUAGUCAAAGGAUAUAUUCCCUCGAUGUACAGAUCAGAGAAACAGCAUAUAAAUUGGAGGAUAAAAUUGAAUCACAUGUCUUGAAUCAGUUUCUCCUCUCACAAUCUGAUGGCCCGCCAUCGUUGUUCUCCUUGGAUUUGCAGGAAGUAAAACAAGAUAUCGAUUCCUACACACGAAAGACGACGAAGCUGAAAGAUGAGUACGUUAAAGAAUUAAGCAACGACUCGUUGGCAGAAGAAGAAGAUGAUGAUGAUGAUGAUGAUGAUUCUGUUUCAUCAAGAACAGAGUUUGGUGGAAAAAAGUCAACUUUGGUUGGAUUAUCCGAUGAAAUUAUCUCUUGCGUAUACACCAUUGUGCAUCAGUUGUCAAAGGAACUUGAAAUCGUCUCGAUAGUCGGGAUGGCGGGAAUUGGUAAGACUACUCUUGCUAUUGAAAUCUUUGACCAUCCAGCGAUUCUUCAACAUUUCCAUCAUCGUGCGUGGGUGAAAGUAGGGCCAAAGUAUCAACUCAAAGAUAUCCUUCGUAGCAUUCUAGCACAAGUGAAUCUUGGCUAUGAUCAUAAAACGCUUGUGGAAGAAGGAGAUGGUGAAUUAGCCGACUUGAAAAGGGUGACGAGAGAGAGCUUGAUGGGUAGGAGAUACCUCAUUGUGUUGGAUGAUGUGUGGAAGAGGGUAGUUUGGGAUGAGUUGAAAAAGUUAUUACCGAAAAAAAGAAUCGGAAACCGAGUUUUGCUGACGACUCGGCUACAGGAAGUUGCUCACUCUGCUAGCUUUGUUAAUACUUUUGAAAAAUCCUUUAUGAAGAAAGAACAAAGUUGGGAUCUUCUUCGUGAGAAGGUGUUUGGUGAUGAAGAAUCGUGCUCGUACGAACUUGAGAAAGCAGGAAAAAAGAUUGCAGAAAAAUGUGAAGGUCUUCCUCUUACAAUUGUCGCUGUUGCUGAUAUCCUGUCCAAAUCUGAAAAGACUGUAAAGUACUGGAACAAGGUAGCUGAAAAACAAAAUUCUGUUUUCUUUGAUGCAUACGAGAAAAUUUCAAAGGUACUACUUCCAAGCUACAUUUACUUGCCUCAACAUUUAAAACCAUGCUUUCUCUAUAUGGGAGCUUUCCCUCAAGAUUAUGAUAUACCCCUCUCGAAACUCAUCAACUUAUGGAGCGCCGAGGGGUUUCUUGAAGUAAAGCCGUUCGAGACUUCAGAAUAUUUAGCUUGGGAAUGUUUGAGGGGUCUUGUCUCCAAAAAUGUUGCUAUGGUUCGCAAGAGAACCUCCCUCAAUGGAAUCAAAAGUUGCGGCCUCCAUUCCGCCUUUUGGCAUCUAUGCCUCAGAGAAGCAAGGAGGAACAAGUUUUUACACGUCUUAACUAGUUAUGCCGAUGGUUUAGCACAAGAUAUAGAAAACCAACGCCGAUUGUGCAUUCACAACAACGUUUUGUUCGGUAUCAAAGACGUGCACAAUUCAAUGACGUCUGUUUCAACUACACGUUCUCUUUUAUGUACCGGUCCAUAUCAUCAAUACUCGGUACCGGUAUGUUCCGAAUUGAGGUUGCUCAGGGUAUUGGACGCUCUUACAAUCCGUUUCUACGAGUUCCCAAUUGAAGUGUUGAAACUAAUUCAACUAAGGUACCUUGCCCUCACUUAUAAUGGGAUACUCCCUCCUUCCAUAUCCAAACUCUGGAAACUUGAGUACUUGAUUGUUCAUCGACAUUUUUGCAUCGUAAAAUCCGGUGCGAACUAUUCAUCGUAUCUACCUAUGGAGGUAUGGGAUAUGAAAGAAUUGAAGCAUCUUGAGGUCACUGGAAGAAACCUACCAAAUCCUAGUGAAGGGUCUCUCUUACCGAACCUCUUAACACUUUUAGAUGUGAGUCCUCAGAGUUGUACGAAAGAUGUUUUUGAAGGAAUGCCGAAUCUACAAAAACUAGGAAUUCGAAUCGAAUUUGCGCCUGAUGCUUCUGAAUCCUCGAACUGCUUCGAUCAUGUUUCUCAUCUGAAUGAACUAAAAUCACUUAAAUGUGUCGUUGUGAAUCCCGUGUUCGACACUAAGGUUGUUGCUCCUCCUAAAUUUUCAAUUUUUCCCGAACGUCUUAAAAAGUUAAGUUUGAGUGGUUUUGGAUAUCCGUGGGAAGAUAUGAACAAGAUUGCUUUGCUGCCUAAUCUUGAAGUGCUCAAGUUACAAUGCCAUGCCUUUCGAGGCUCCAUAUGGGAAAUGCAUGGCUCGGCAUUAUUCCGAGAGCUUAGAUACCUUCUAAUUGAAGACACUGAUUUGGUGCAUUGGACGGCCGAAGAUGGCAGCUUCCCCUGGCUUAAGCGCCUAAGCAUAAAACACUGCUACAAGUUAGAACGAAUUCCUCGGAGGCUAAUUACGUACGGAUUUCUCGAAUUGAUUGAGGUCGUUGACUGCAAUCCUUCAGUUGUGAAUGUUGCAUUGGAAAUAGAAGAGAGUAGAGAAAAGAGAAACAAUUAUAUUGAUGUUCGCAUCCGUUCAUCAUGGGAAGAUUGA
Molecule: messenger RNA, 2784 nt
Organism: Erythranthe guttata (spotted monkey flower)
Lineage: Eukaryota; Viridiplantae; Streptophyta; Magnoliopsida; Lamiales; Phrymaceae
Product: putative late blight resistance protein homolog R1A-10
Biological process (GO): defense response to other organism
Molecular function (GO): ADP binding
Source: RefSeq, a predicted model, not a curated record